Molecule: messenger RNA, 948 nt
Organism: Cylicostephanus goldi
Lineage: Eukaryota; Metazoa; Nematoda; Chromadorea; Rhabditida; Strongylidae
Source: the annotation of a GenBank genome assembly
AUGUUAUCUACUGACGUUAUGUCUCGAGGUAUAGACAUCCAAGACAUUGAUUGGGUCCUUCAAUUUGAGAUACCCAAGCUGUCGAGCUGGUUUGUGCAUCGCUCAGGACGAACUGCUCGUUGUGGUAGAGAUGGCAAUGCUUUGCUGGUAAUUACUCCGCAACAAACAGCCUACAUUGACUACUUACGGAAGCACGAACAGGUGGAACUGAAGCAACUCUCUGUACCUACCAGCAAUGCAUCGAAAGCGGAACAGCUAAGAGAGAAAAUAGCGAAGAUUUUAUGUUCGGAUCGGGAGGUUAUGGAAGCAGGAUCUCGAGCCUUUGUUUCCCACAUUGAAAGUUACGUCAAGCACGAUUGUAAUAUAGUGUGCGGACUGAAAGGUAUGUCAACUUUUGUGAUAGUUCGCAGUCUUUUGGUAUUUCUCGUUUAUGUGAGAGCACCAUUUAAAAGAUAUUUUUCGAUUUGGUUUAGUGGGAAUAUAAUAAUAUUAUGCUCAGAUUUGGACGUUGCCGGAUUGGCACAUGCAUAUGGCCUUCUUCGGUUGCCGAAAAUGCGAGAGCUAAGUGGCAGGAAAGAUUUGGAUAACUUCAAGAGAAGUGAUGUUGACACAUCGACGAUAAAAUACGCCAACCCGGCCCUGGAGAAAAAACGAAAUGAGGUGCUAAAUCCGCUGUUUCGAACUAUUAUGGCGGAAAAGCAUGAAAAAAGAUUGAAGGCGAUGAAGGAGUUCAUGGCUAAGAAGUCAGCGAACAAGGCGAAAGAAGGCAAGCUAGUAAAGAAAGGUGGCAAAGCACAGAACGGAAAGACCAAGGACUCGAAGCCACUGAAAAGGAAAAUUGAGCAGAAUGCCGCUGAAGAGAAGGACGAUUUGGAAAAUGACAUGAAGCUCAUGAAGAAGAUCAAGAAGGGAAGGUUGAGCAAAAAAGAACUUCGGAAUGUGUUGUAA